Mytilinidion resinicola is the source of this 1344-nucleotide messenger RNA. RefSeq lists its product as uncharacterized. The transcript has 4 exons. Lineage: Eukaryota; Fungi; Ascomycota; Dothideomycetes; Mytilinidiales; Mytilinidiaceae. Gene Ontology annotation, biological process: fatty acid metabolic process. The record is from RefSeq and is a predicted model, not a curated record. The coding region runs from base 62 to 1027 and encodes 321 amino acids. Gene Ontology annotation, molecular function: NAD+ binding; oxidoreductase activity, acting on the CH-OH group of donors, NAD or NADP as acceptor.
ACCGAUUUUCACCUCCAAUACUCUCCAUUCGAACUGUCCAGAUUUGAACAGCUAGAUCACAAUGUCGUUCUCUGUAGUUUCGCGGCAGAUUCUGCGCUCAUCCGCAAGGGCGCAACGCCGGAGCUUCAGCUCGACACCAUCUAUCAACGCAGCUGCGGAGGUCAAGAGGCUCGGGGUUAUUGGAGCUGGUCAAAUGGGUCUAGGAAUAGCACUUGUAGCAGCACAGAAAGCGAACAUCCCUGUGCGGAUAAUAGACACCUCCCAAGCCUCUCUCGACAAAGGCCUAAAAUUCGCGGAUAAGCUACUAGAAAAAGACGUUGCGAAGCAGAGGAUAUCAAAGGACGAUGCUGCGGCAGCGCGAGAACGGCUGAUCUCAGGCACAACUCUGGAUGAUCUCUCGGACGUAGACUUCGUAAUUGAAGCAGUUCCCGAAAUUCCAGAUCUGAAAGCCAAAAUCUUCGCCCAGCUCGCCCAAAUCUGCCCCUCCCACGCCAUCCUCGCAACCAACACAUCCUCAAUCUCAAUCACUCGAAUCGCCGCCUCGACUACAAAAGACCCCACCGACCUCUCCGCCUCUUCCCGUGUCAUCAGUACGCACUUCAUGAACCCCGUGCCUGUCCAGAAGGGCGUCGAAAUCAUUACGGGCCUUCAGACAUCCCAGGACACCCUCGAAACCGCCAUAGAGUUGUGCAAGAAGAUGGGCAAGAUCCCUUCGACAAGUGCCGACUCUCCCGGCUUCCUAGCCAAUCGCAUCCUCAUGCCAUACAUCAACGAAGCUAUCAUAUGUCUAGAAACCGGCGUAGGGAGGAAAGAAGAUAUCGACAGCAUAAUGAAGAACGGGACCAACGUGCCCAUGGGUCCCUUGCAGCUUGCAGAUUUCAUUGGCAUCGACACAUGUCUCGCAAUCAUGAAAGUGUUGUACGAAGACACUGGUGACUCGAAAUACAGACCAGCGGUUCUGCUGAAGAAGAUGGUGGAUGCGGGCUGGUUAGGCAAGAAGAGUGGAAAGGGCUUUUACGACUACUAGAGCAUCAAAUUUCAAUCUCAUUUGCUUCGAGAGCUUCCAAUGCCUUUGAUUCGGAGAUAACGCUAGGAAAUUAAUGUAACCCUUGUUGACCACUGCCUGAGGCGCUCCAGUGCGCUGCCAAGAUCAUCACUAUCAUUUCAAAAUCCUUCUGGAUUUCGGUAUUGAGUUACUUACAUCUCAUCUAAAUUUCUAGUAAUGGACCGAGGUACUCUGAGGAGUAAUGAGCAGUUGUGCACGUCGCACUGUUCCAGUCUGGAAUAUCAAGCGGGUGGCAUCUAGUCCAGUGUACUGAAAGUCAGCAGACGUAUCCUAAGCAG